UGGGAACCAUCUCCAGUGGGAGCAGCGCUACCUGGACCCUGGGUAGCUGCGAAGCUAUGAAGACAAUUUGAACCCUGGGAAAUGACCUUUGGCUCUAAAAAGAAGACAUCAUAUAUUUUAUAAAAAAUGGCAGCAGUGAAAACCCCCAACAGAGAACUAAAGAAUACUGAAGAACUAUUUAAUAAUGUAUCACCCCUCCUAUUAAAAUCCUUGGUGGAAGAACCCAAAAAAAAGACAGAGGUACCUAAUCGCCUCCUAGAAUCAAAAAUUUACUCAAAACUUCAGAAUAAUGAGGUCAUACAGGCAAAACCUGGCAUAUUGCAUUUUGGAGGCUAUCAGGUGGAGAAACAACACCAACAGAUUCUGAAUCUGAUCAAUAUUUCCAAUGAUGCAACUCAUGUGCAUAUCAUACCCCCACAGACUAAAUACUUCCAGAUCAAGUACACAAAAAAGGAGAACCGCCUGGUCCCCGGCUUAUCCCUCACCAUCACCGUUAUGUUUUCUCCAGAUGAGUGGCGGUACUAUUAUGACUGCAUCCGUGUACAUUGCAAGGGAGAUGAUACUUUGCUCAUUCCCAUCCAUGCCUAUCCCAUCAUGAACACACUGGAUUUCCCCGCAUUUAUAAAUAUAUCAAACGUUGUACUUGGUGAAAGCAAAAAGUAUAUUAUUCCUUUGCAGUGCAGCUGCCCUGUAGAUUUUGAGUUUCAGAUUACUUUGAUAAAAACUCAUCAAGCCUUUACUGUUGAGCCCAUAUCAGGAAUAAUUCCAGCUAAUGGAAAGAUUAAGGUGACUAUUACAUUUACACCCUUUCAGUAUGGAACUUCACAAAUGAAAAUGCAGCUCUGGAUUUCACAGUUCAACUCUCAACCAUAUGAAUGUGUCUUCACUGGAACCUGCUAUCCAAACAUGGCCCUCAAGCCAGAAGAAUUUGAAAGAUUAUUUUCUCUUUCUAAGAAAGCUGAUCUUCCUUCAGAAAAGACAAUGCCACGUUUAAAUUUUCGCCAACUUCUACCUGCAAUAAAGCCUGCCAAGCUUAAGGAAAUUGAGUAUAAGAACUUGAGAUUUCCCAUAAAUUUAUCAAAUCCAUUUGCUGUGGCAACUGUUUUAAAUCAAGAACCAGGAAAAUUGAAAGUUAAAGACUUAAGAGAAGUGAUGGACCUACAUGAUGAUAUUUCAAAACGAAAACAGAUGAAGGAAGCACUCUUUGAACAGAAAGUCAGACAGUGUGUUAAAGAAGAGCUUGAAAAUCAAGUGAAGUGGCAGGUGCACCUUGGUAGAGAUUUUAUGCCUCUGAAAUUACGAAAAGAACUUAGUGAAGAAUGGCAGAAAGCAAACAACAAAUACAAGCUAUAUAGAGGAGAUCCUGUUUUGGAGGAGGAGUUUCAGCGACUCAAGACAGAAAUUAACCAGAGUCGGGUCAUUCACGAUAUAGGAAAGAAAAUGGAAGAAUUUCACCCCAGUUUUGAUCCACUCUUUAAUAACACCUGGGUCAACAGGUUCAGGGCACAAAAAAGGUUUCAACAAGCAGCACGCAAGGUCAUGGUUUAUCGACGGUUACUCAAAAUGCUGAAAGCUGUUCGUGAAAUGGAUAGAGAUGAAGUGAAGAGAAAACUGAAUCAAAGAAGACCAUCAAUAGAUGAAGAUACAGACUUGUCCAAAAUCCUUCAGCUGCGGAGGAAUGACGGUUCUUACUCUGGUCAUUCUUAUGUCUCCCCAAAAGAAAUUUUACCUUUUGCCUUCCCAACCUACAGUCCUCCUCAAGACUCCAAAGAGUUGGCUCCCGAUGGCCUUGGACCAGUCCCGAUUAAAGCUUCAGAAAUUCAAAUAAAGCAAAGUUACUCCUUCUACAAGCUGCAGGUUCCUCAGCUAUACAAACUUAAAGGCUACCAACCAUUCUCCGUGGAGAAGUCUUCGGCCAGUUAUAAACCUCAAACACUUGCUCGAGCCCUGAAGCAGGGAGCUGAGGACGAAGCCACCACUGUCAUCACCCUUCUGAAGCAGGACAGCACAGCACAGGUCCCCAGCAGGAUUUCUCUUCUGAACAUGAAGCCACCAGAGAAUUUAACCAGCUCUAUAGAUUAUGACCCUCUUUAUAUUUUUAAUCCCGCCCCUGGAUUAUUUGCAACUAAGCACCCAUCUGACCAUAUGUAGAAAACCUCCAUAGAUUAUCAUCUGUGUUCUCACCCCAAGUACAAGUUCCACCAAAGAGUGUCAUCCACGGGUUCCGGCAUUCCACCUCACCCAGAAGCAGGGUUUCUCCAUCACACUGGUAAUGACAUUAUUCCUGGAGUGAUGAACUGGAAGAAGUUCCAGCCCCUGGUUCUCUCACCCCUUUUUGAUGACUCUAAGGUGGAAACAGUGCAGAGCUGUGAUUCUUUCAACUUAGCUAUGCUUCCUGUAGAUGUCCCUGCCAUUCUGAACUCCUUGCCAGAAGAAGACAGAUUGGAAACAUUAGAAAGAGAGCUCUGUGACCAAAAUAUGGAAAUUACAUUAGUGCCAAGAAUGAUAGAAUCAGAAUUCCAUAUCCUGGAUGACAAGGACUCCAAAAGGGAGAAGGAUGCGAAAGAUCAAGCUCAGCCCCUGGAGAAGGUGGGAGAAAAGGUGAUGGAGGAGAUGAAGAAUCUGAGGAGCAAAGCUAUCAACUCGUACUUGAUUCUAGAUUAG
This is a messenger RNA of Suncus etruscus (white-toothed pygmy shrew), 2664 nucleotides long. RefSeq names its product cilia and flagella associated protein 221 (gene CFAP221). The transcript is spliced from 24 exons. Gene Ontology annotation, cellular component: cilium. Gene Ontology annotation, biological process: cilium assembly; cilium movement. Lineage: Eukaryota; Metazoa; Chordata; Mammalia; Eulipotyphla; Soricidae. The record is from RefSeq and is a predicted model, not a curated record.